Messenger RNA from Effrenium voratum, 708 nucleotides. Lineage: Eukaryota; Dinophyceae; Suessiales; Symbiodiniaceae. The record is from the annotation of a GenBank genome assembly.
AUGGCGCGGUUGGCCAUCGCCCGGGGCAUCGCGCCGCCUCUGCGAGUGUGCGCGCCUUUGGACCGCGCGCAGGGAUCAUACCGAGGCUUGGGCAGCGGCGCCCCUCGCCUUGCAAGCGCAGCCCUGUCUGCUUUUGUGGUGCACGCCGGCCGCGGAGUGCGGGCGCGGCGAAUUGCCAUGGCGGCACAAACUGUGGAGGCCAACGCGUAUCUGAAGUCCAAGGUGGAGGAGAUGAUUGCCUUGCAGCCCAUCAUGGUUUUCUCCAAAUCUUGGUGCCCCUUCUGCAAGAAGGCGAAGGAUUCCUUGCAGCAAGAAGGCAUCCGCUUCGGUGUUUGUGAGCUUGACACUCUGGGUGAGGAGGUUGAAGCUCAGGUCCAGGACAUAUUGGCAGAAAUUACCGGAGCGAGAACAGUGCCACGUGUUUUCAUCGGUGGACAGUGCAUCGGAGGAGGCACUGACACAGAGAACAUGGCAGCGGAUGGCAGUUUGAAGAAACUGGCAGGUGAAGCAAUGCAGGACUUCAAGACCAAGAUUGCAGGUUCUGGCACCUUCGAGCUGGACAAGAAAGACGAGGAGUGGCAAGAAGCUCUGGGUUCACAGAGGUUUCAAAUCCUGCGCCGACGAGGAACUGAGCCGCCGGGGUCACACGAAUACGACAAGUUCUUGCCGGAGGCGAGGGCUGAGCGAAUGCGGCGCUCUGGGAUGUAG